AUGAGGUCAAAGCAACAAGAACAGAAGCAACAACAUGCCAGGUUUUUAGAAAUGUUUAAAAUGUUGCAAAUUAAUAUUCCCUUUGCUGAAGCUUUAGCUAACAUGCCUAAUUAUGCUAAGUUUAUGAAAGAUCUUUUGUGUAGAAAGCAUAAAUUGCAGGAAUUUGAAACAGUGGCUCUCACAGAGGAGUGCAGUGCCAUUAUUCAGAAGAAGUUUCCACCAAAGCUUCGAGAUCCAGGGAGUUUCAACAUCCCGAUUGCAAUAGGCAACAUUAAUGUUGGUCGGGCAUUGCGCGAUCUUGGAGCAAGCAUCAACCUCAUGCCGCUAUCAGUGAUGAAGUCUCUAGGAAUUUCCGAGCUAAAGCCCACUAUGGUGUCUCUCCAACUUGCUGAUAGGUCUCUGAGAAGACCAAACAGAGUAAUUGAAGACGUGCUUGUCAAAGUUGAUAAGUUCAUCUUCCUUGCAGACUUGGUAGUCCUAGACAUGGAAAAAGAAGAAGAUAUGCCCCUUCUCUUGGGCAGGUCGUUCCUUGCCACAGCCAGAGCCAUGAUUGACGUGGAAAAAUGA
This is a messenger RNA of Gastrolobium bilobum, 567 nucleotides long. RefSeq lists its product as uncharacterized. Lineage: Eukaryota; Viridiplantae; Streptophyta; Magnoliopsida; Fabales; Fabaceae. Bases 1 to 567 code for a protein of 188 amino acids. The record is from RefSeq and is a predicted model, not a curated record. The transcript has a single exon.